AUGAAGCAUGGAAAGAUUUUGCGGUGGCCGUUCGGCCGCUGCUUGAGGAAUCGUUGGGCGGUCGCAGGGGAGACGGAAAAGCCAGCUUGGGUGUGGAUCAUGGGGAUGACAUGGAAACUGACCAGCACCUUCUGUUUAGCUUGUGCCCAGUGUGGUUACCCCGCUGCCAAGUUGAGGUCCUUCAACUGGGGCCAGAAGGCUAAGAGGAGAAAGACCACCGGUACCGGCCGUAUGUCUCACCUCAAGGACGUCAACCGACGAUUCAAGAACGGCUUCCGAGAGGGUGGUGCCGCCACCAAGAAGGCUUCCGCCUAA
Cryptococcus wingfieldii CBS 7118 is the source of this 315-nucleotide messenger RNA. RefSeq names its product 60S ribosomal protein L37-A. Bases 1 to 315 code for a protein of 104 amino acids. Gene Ontology annotation, molecular function: structural constituent of ribosome; RNA binding. Lineage: Eukaryota; Fungi; Basidiomycota; Tremellomycetes; Tremellales; Cryptococcaceae. Gene Ontology annotation, biological process: translation. The record is from RefSeq and is a predicted model, not a curated record. The transcript has 2 exons. Gene Ontology annotation, cellular component: ribosome; cytosolic large ribosomal subunit.